Rotaria sp. Silwood2 is the source of this 1989-nucleotide messenger RNA. The record is from the annotation of a GenBank genome assembly. NCBI's taxonomy places the organism in Eukaryota, Metazoa, Rotifera, Eurotatoria, Philodinida, Philodinidae.
AUGUCAAUGUCAUUGUUUGAAGCAUGUAGAAAUGGUGAUAGUAAUCAAGUGAAAUUUUUAAUCGAUGAAAAAUAUAAUAUCAAUCAAUUGGAUGGACAAGGUCGUUCAGCACUUCAUUAUUGUUGUGAUAAUACAAUUACAGAUUGUGCUUGUCUUUUAUUAAAAGAUGAUUUAAUAAAAAAUACUAUUCUUAAUUUACAAGAUAAUGAAGGUUGUUCAGCACUUCAUUUAGCUUGUAUGAAUGGUAAUGAAAUUAUAGUGAAAUUUUUAUGUAAACAAGGUGCAAAUGUUAAAUUACUUGACAAUGAAUCGCGUUCUGUUAUUCACUGGAUAACAGUCUGUGGACAUCUUCAUCUUUUUGAUAUUCUGAUUAAAUAUAAAGCACCUAUACAUACACCUGAUAUUCAUGGUGUUUUUCCUAUUCAUUGUGCAUCACAAUUAUGUGGUGUUUCAGUAAAUAAAGAUUUAAAAAUUGAUUCAGAAAAAGGUUUGGCUAUUCUACAAAAAUUCAUUGAUUAUAGAGUGGACAUUGAUUGUAUUGAUGAACAACAACGUACACCAUUUAUGUGGGCGGCUAGUGCAGGUACUGUUGAUCAAUUACGUUUAUUAUAUAAAUACGGUGCCAACCAAUUGCAUGCCGAUAAAGAUUCUCUCACUGCACUUCAUUGUGCAGCGAAUCGUGGUGAUCUCUCUUGUAUUCACAUGUUAAUAGAGCAUUGCAAAUGUCCAAUAGAAGAUUAUUUAGGAGAAGAUAUUAAUGGUUGUACAGCUUUAUUUUAUACUGUUAUGUACAAUCAUUUUAAUGCAUGUCAAUUAUUACUUGAUUUACAAGCAAAUUCUAAUCAUAAAGAUAAACGUGGUCGAGCACCAAGUCAUUAUGCAAUAUCCAAUGGAAAUCUUGAUUGCUUAAAAUGUUUAAUUAAAUCUAAUGCUAAUAUAUGGAUAAAAAAUAAACGUGGUGAUUACCCAAUACAUGAAGUAAUAAAUACCAUUUCACUUAAUAAAAUUCGUAAUCAAACAAUUGAAUAUUCACACAUUUUCGUUGUUAUUCGAUAUAUUUUUCACAUCUAUCCAAAUAAAAUUAAUAUUGAAAAUGAUGAUAAUCGAACUCCUCUUCAUUUAGCAGCUAGUUUAGGUGAUAUUGAUACAUGUCAAGUUUUAAUUGAAUGUGGAGCACGAAUUAAUUCAUUUACACGAAAUUUAGCUGGUGAUUAUUUAACUCCAUAUGAUCUUGCUCGUACUUGUCAUCAAGAUGCAUGUGCAAAAUAUCUUGUUUAUAAACAUGGAGGUCAAUGUGGUAAUUUACUUGCUAACAUUUUCGUUCGACGUAUUCAAAAAUGUUAUCAUCAAUAUAAAUUACGAAAAAGUGUAUUGAUUAUUGCAAAGGAAAACUCUAAUUUUAAAAUAAAAAAUGAUUCAUUUAAGCAAACAAUUGAUUAUCCAUUAAUCGCAUCAACAAAUUCAAGAACUAAUUCAUUAAAACAAGCAAAACCACGUAUAGAUGAUAAAAAUUGUUACCAUCGUUCAAAAUCUCAUUCAUUAACGGUUCAAUCAUUAAUAACAAGUACUCCUAAUUUAAAUGAAAAUCAUGUACAAGAACGUCGUCUAAAUUUUGCUAAAUUAAAAACAGCAACAUUAUCGAUAAAUCAGAGUGAUGAAUCAAAAUCCAACUCAUCUAAUAAAAUUAUUAUACAAGCAUCACAUUCAGUUGCAACAUAUUCUAAAUUAUAUGAUCGACGUAAAAUAAUUGCUGAAGAAUUGCAUAAAUUAAGACAAGCACGAAUGAAUAAUAAUUAUAUAGUUAUCAAUCGAUCAUUAUAUAAAAUCUUAAUUGAAAACGCUUAUAAUCCACAAAACCGGUCUGUUGAUGAAAUUGAAAAAUAUCUUGAAACAUUAGUUACAUCGUAUGAUACAGAAUUAGAAGCUAUAAGAAAACAUACUAAUAGUUUACCGUCAAAACAAAAUCGUCGUACUUCAAUUAUGUUCUAA